This is a messenger RNA of Aaosphaeria arxii CBS 175.79, 2498 nucleotides long. RefSeq lists its product as uncharacterized. The transcript is spliced from 2 exons. The record is from RefSeq and is a predicted model, not a curated record. Gene Ontology annotation, molecular function: protein binding. Lineage: Eukaryota; Fungi; Ascomycota; Dothideomycetes; Pleosporales. The coding region runs from base 120 to 2303 and encodes 727 amino acids.
ACCGACGUCCGACAAACCAUCCCCAGACCCCUCCGGUGCUCAGAUUAACAUAUUCAAACGUCGCCUCUGGUCCACCCGAUUUAACUACCCUUCUUGAACAUUUGCAUCCUGCGCUCACCAUGGUCAACCGUCCGGAGCGCCCCGAUGCCCUCCAAUUUCGCUCUCAUUCUUUCGACCCGCCCUGCAAUGCGAGUAUGACCAGCCUUUCUUUGGGUGACCUUCCCAGCCCGCGUGCUGGUGAGGUACCACCAGCUCUGUCGCCGCUCGAUGCGCUCGCGUUGCAAGGCCGUCUCCUUGCAAAGCGAUUCGAACAGCAGAACAAGGCUGGUCGUCGCAUUAGUCGUUUGGAACCGCUCACCAUUCAGAAUGAAUUCGGGAAUCGUACUGGAUACUUUUCUUCCAUGUCGAGCUCAUCCGCCAACUCUCCCAACGAUGAGCUGCCUCCGCUCAGUCCCCAGCCGCCCUCCAGCUCUCCCCGCGAGCAAGUAUCAGAUCGCCAUAAAUCCUUCUAUCCACAGUUUGGAGGCCCCGAAGUUUCCUAUGAGCCCCCGCUACCUUUUCGCAACAAUCUGACUCCCAUCGGCGAGGUGAAGCCGCAACAGCAGCAGCAGCCCCCGCGGGGCUACUUCGACAUGCCUAGGUCCCAAUCCCCAGAGAUGGAAGAGCCGAAGAUUGGCUUACAGGAAGCAACACCCACAUCUCCUGCUAUACCACCCCGCUCCGAAUUGAGACCGGCGAUGAACCAGGCGAAUAAACAGCAUUCGCAAGACUCUCUAUCCUCUAGGCCACCGAUGCAAGGCGGUCUUCACCCUCCUCGAUCCCCAAUGUCUUUGCGCGACAGGUCCCGAGGUCGCUCUCCAGGUGUUUCUCCCAGUAUUAGAUCUGUCCCUGGAGAUAGCGGCGAUGAGGUCGAAGAUAUGUCCCUGAAUGGCUCAUAUGAUUCUUUACAAGCGAGGAACCUCUCCCCAAGCUCUAGCCUGUCAAGAACUCAUUCCCCAUUUACACCCAUGACCAAUGCUGGCGGCAUUCCUCGCUCUCCUUCUCUAUCAUCGGAAUAUUCCACUGGCGGCUCGCAACUGCCUCGUCCAGCUUUCAACUUCUCGAGGCCCAGGAGCAGCGUCAGCAAGCCCUCGCUGGAUGUCCGUUCCACUAGCGACACCAUCCCUUCGCGGCAGGCUUCUGAUGAGAGUGCGAUGAUGAGGCCAUCGAUGGAGCAAUCUUUCGAGCUCCCACGUCGCCAGAACUCUGGGGAGAGCGGUAUCGGUAACUACGCCAACGAUGUCGUUCACACUCCCGUCAGUAUGACGAGCGAGGAUUUCCGCAGGUCAACCGACUAUUCGAAUAACACUACAUCCUACACCUACUCCAAGUUCAGCCUGCCCCGAGGCCGAAAGCUAGAUCGACAGUCCAUUGGGAUUGAGGACUUCCUAAACAGCCAGAUCAAAUGGGAUGAUUCGUCUGCCAAGAAGGCAAAUGCUCGCCCACCAUCUCCCGAAUCGCCGCCAAGAUCCUUUGAACAAGAAAGAGCCCGCAAUGCCUCCUUGGAUCGUGCGGCACCUUCGCUGACCUCGAGCAACAGUACCAUUCGUGCUAAAGCUGAUGGCACAGCGGAUGUGACUGCUCAAGAGCACUGUGACAAGGCUAUUGAGCUGCACGAGGCAGGCGAGUUCAUGAAAUCUACCUAUCACUUCCGCCUUGCGGCUCGCGCAGGCCUACCGGAAGCUAUGUUCUGGUAUGGACUGGCUUGCCGACAUGGUUGGGGUAUGCGAGAGAACAAAUCAGAGGCAGUCCAGUGGCUACGCCGUGCUGUAGACUCCGGACACUUGGAGGUAGCAGACGACGAGGACCAGACCAAGCAUGGCCAACCGACCGAUUUCGUCAAGCGAAAGCAACAUAGAGCACAAUAUGCUGUUGCGAUCUACGAGCUCGGAAAGUGUUAUAUGAAUGGUUGGGGUGCCGCUCAAGAUAAGUCUCUGGCUCUACGCUGCUAUGAGAUCGCUGGAAACUGGGGCGAUGCCGACGCGUUGGUUGAGGCAGGAUACUGCUAUGCUGAGGGUGUGGGUUGCAAGAAGGACAUGAAGAAGGCUGCCAAGUUCUACCGUGCUGCCGAAGCCAAGGGCGUUAGCAUGGUCGGCAACAGCUGGAUUCACAAGGAGAAAUACAACGAUGACGCCUCGACCGUGUCUGAUUCGCGGUCUGUUCGCUCCGGGCGAUCUGUCAAGAAGGAUCAUUCUGAGAAGAAGCCUCGUGAUAAGAGUCGCACCCGUACCAUCUUUGGGCGAAAGAAGAGCCAUGCUCAGUAGCCCAAAAGUAUUCCUUAACUCUGUAAAUGUGUCCACGACAACGCGUCUUUACAUAUCCUUUUGGCGAAGGCGUCUUUGGUCUUUGCCGUUUCGGCUAGUCUCGUUUCUUUGGAUUGCAUAUACCCAGUCUUUCCUUUCGAUUCUCUUCACAAUUUUCUCAUGAUACCUGCCCGGUGCACGGCUUGGCACCCUUUA